Arctia plantaginis is the source of this 2229-nucleotide messenger RNA. The record is from the annotation of a GenBank genome assembly. NCBI's taxonomy places the organism in Eukaryota, Metazoa, Arthropoda, Insecta, Lepidoptera, Erebidae.
AUGAGGGCAAACACAGUAGGAAUGAAUAAAUCUGAUAAGUUCUUUGAGUUCGUAAACCAUGUUAAGUCAAAAGGUGUGACAACACUUAAAUCUGCAGCUAAACAAAUAUUUAAAGGAAUGAAAUUACAAAAGAACUUCACACAACAGAUUGAGAUUGUAACUGAUGAUUACAAAACAAGAAUCCAAAAAUACUUAGAGCAUGUCAUGGGUGAGAAAGCAAAAUUUACAAUUGACGAGGAAUUCGUUUUUCUGGAUAUGGUAGAAACAUCCUGCAGACUUCUUUAUCGAGAGCAAAAGAAAAUUCUAAACUUUGCAAUUACUACAGCGAAAUUGAUCCAUAACAUCAAUGAAACUAAUAAUUCUACUAAUAAAAAUGCAAACAAUGAAUUGAAUAAUUUUAAUAUCUCACACGAGGUUGAUGUACAAAGUUUGAGCCAAAUAAUUUUUAGACAAGUUGUAAUGACAAAAAGAGAAGAAUUGCGACAUAUAUGUAAUAAAUAUGAAAUUUGCAGACCUUAUCCUGCUUUUACCGAUUACUUGGCGGAUUUUCUAGUUGAAAUUAUGAAACUAUCAGACGAAAAACUGGGUACAUUUGUUAAGGCUUUACGACUGCUUGGUAAAACUAACGAAGACUUUUUCAAUGGCUUCAUUGAUGUAGAUGACAAGGAAACUGUUAUUGUGCCAUAUUUUGCCGAACUGUUAAAUAAUCUAAAUGGCUUUCAAGAAACAUUAUUGAUAAUAAGAGGUCUUCUUACUCAAAGGUUCAAGAUAAUAAGUAGUCCAAACUUGAAAAUGAAGAUAAGAACUCAGGCUGUGAGGAUUAUUCUUGAUAUUAUAAAUCGAGCCUUUCAGUAUGAGAAUGAUGAUCUUCUAGCAAUGGAAUUUGAUACCGUCGUUAAAAGCAUUAGAAGUUGGAAUAAUGGUCAGAGGCAUUUUCCUGAAUCAUCUGUAAUAUUACUUUUUAACAGUAUUUUUAAUGUUUUGGAUUAUAAUUUGAGCAUUGAUGCUAAGUCAGAAGUGAAAGUUUUAAUAGAGACACUUAUAAGGGGCAGUUCAAAAGAUGAAAAAUUGUAUAGCAAGUUAUUCAGUGAAGGCUCGAAGUAUGUCAAAGGUGAAGAUAUAGUACGUGGGUUGUUUAUUUAUCCGUCAUAUGGUGGAAAUGCCAUAGGAACUCUCAAGUCAGGCAAACAUAACAAAAAAACAACUCAAAUACCUAAAUCGCCAGAUGUCAAAUCUAAAGUCCCCAAAAAAUUCUUUGCACCCUUACCCAUAUCACCGGCUCCGUUCCACACUUACGAGACUGAUAGACUAAAUGAUUAUUCAAAGCAUGUCAUGAAGCAAGGUAUGAACAUCAUUAAAUAUUCAGCAACAAAAAUUUUAAACCAAGUUGGAAAUGAGAAUUCAUUAGCAGUCUACUCUGUGACCUCAGAUUAUGUGAGUAAGGUACAAGAGUUCUUAGACCACCUUAAAGAAAACCAUGGCAGACAUUCAAGUCAGCCUGUUGGUGAGGAGUUUAUGAUAAUGAAUAUGUUAGAAAAAGCAUGUGAAAUACUCUAUCAACAGCAAUGGAUACUUUUAAGCACAACACCAAUGAAUUCUACUAAAGCAAAUAUUAGCAGGAUUCAGAAAUUAAGCAAAUUUAUCAAUGGCCAAAUAAAACAAUGGAGGAAAGAAGAAAUGCAAUAUAUUUGUAGCACCUUUCAGAUUUGCAAACCGUAUCCAGCAUUUUCGAACCGCGUGGAGUAUCUAAUACUUGAAUUAUUGAAACUCCCUGACAGUAAAUUAAAUAUUUUUGUUGAUCAUGUGAAGAAUAUAGUAGAAAAUAAUAAAGACUUUUUGGCACUAGUAGGUGGAAUACAAGGUAAAGACAAGACAUUUAAAAGGAUAAACGAUCUGUGUCGAAAUAAAAGUCUCAAAGAAUCUCUGACCUCAGUAAGAGGGAUUCUAAGCCAUAAAUUCAAAAUUUCUCAAUCGCAAUCAAAUACUAAAAGUCAGGCAACCCAAGUUCUUUUAGAUAUUAUUGAUAAAGCAUUCCUUUUCAAUCGUGACAAAAGUAUUGUUCUCAAUUUCGAGGAAUUUGACGAGGUAAUUAAAAAAUGGGGUAAAAAUAAAGCACAGUUGGAUAGAGGACUUCUGGAGCAAUUGAUUAACGCCAUACUUAAAACAAUUAAUUCUAUUAACAAUCCGGUGAAAAGUACAUUAAUCAAAGCAGUAACAUGGAUUGAUUAG